Gracilinanus agilis (Agile Gracile Mouse Opossum) is the source of this 1803-nucleotide messenger RNA. RefSeq names its product endoplasmic reticulum oxidoreductase 1 alpha (gene ERO1A). Gene Ontology annotation, cellular component: endoplasmic reticulum membrane; endoplasmic reticulum. The record is from RefSeq and is a predicted model, not a curated record. Gene Ontology annotation, biological process: protein folding in endoplasmic reticulum. Lineage: Eukaryota; Metazoa; Chordata; Mammalia; Didelphimorphia; Didelphidae. Gene Ontology annotation, molecular function: thiol oxidase activity; protein-disulfide reductase activity; FAD binding. Bases 1 to 1803 code for a protein of 600 amino acids. The transcript has 17 exons.
AUGGCUUCUGGUUGGUCCUUCUGGGUCGGUUUCUAUGGGACUGCCGCACUGUUCCAUACGGUGUGGAGCGGGCAGCAGCCCCAGGAGAUAUUACUGGCGGAGGGGGAGCAGAAAUGUUCCUGCCAGGGUUUCAGAGCCUUCGCUCGUGCUUGUGUCCGCCUCCGCCCGUGUCUCCACCCACACCUGCGGUCUGCGUCCGCUCUCAGAGUUUGUGUGCGUUCUUUAGCUUUUUGGGCUCCUAAAUCUCGCUGCUCUCAGGAACAGGUCAGUGGUUACUUGGAUGAUUGUACUUGUGAUGUUGAAACUAUUGACAGCUUUAAUAACUACAAGAUUUUCCCAAGACUUCAAAAACUUCUGGAAAGUGUCUAUUUUAGAUAUUACAAGGUAAACUUAAAAAAGCCUUGUCCUUUCUGGAGUGAUAUGAACCACUGUGGGAGAAGAGACUGUGCCGUGAAAACCUGUCAGUCUAAUGAAGUCCCUGAAGGGAUUAAAUAUGCAAGCUAUAAGUAUUCCAAAGAAGCCAAUAAUUUUGUUGAAGAAUUUGAACAGGCUGAGCAACUUGGAGCUGUUGACAGAUCUCUGAGUGAGGAGACACAGCAAGCUGUUCUUCAGUGGGCUAAGCAUGAUGAUUCUUCAGAAAACUUCUGUGAAGCUGAAGAUAUACAGUCUCCUGAUGCUGAGUAUGUAGAUUUGCUCCUUAAUCCAGAGCGUUACACUGGGUACAAGGGACCAGAUGCCUGGAGGAUAUGGAAUGUCAUCUAUGAAGAAAAUUGUUUCAAGCCACAGGCGAUCAAAAGGCCUCUAAAUCCUUUGUCAUCACAUCAAGGAGAAAGUGAAAAAAACACUUUUUACACUUGGCUUGAAGGUCUUUGUGUAGAAAAAAGAGCUUUCUACAGACUUAUAUCUGGCCUACAUGCAAGCAUUAAUAUUCACCUAAGUGCAAGAUUUCUUUUAAAAGAGACCUGGUUGGAAAAGAAAUGGGGACACAAUAUUACUGAAUUUCGUCAGAGGUUUGAUACAAUUUUGACAGAAGGAGAAGGUCCAAGAAGACUUAAGAAUUUAUACUUUCUCUACUUGAUUGAAUUAAGGGCUUUAUCUAAAGUACUACCUUUCUUUGAGCGCCCAAAUUUUCAGCUCUUCACAGGAAAUAAAAUACAAGACACAGAGAAUAAAAAAUUUCUUCUUGAAACACUUCAUGAAAUCAAGGCUUUUCCUUUGCACUUUGAUGAGAAUUCAUUUUUCGCUGGAAAUACAAAAGAAGCCAAUAAAUUAAAGGAGGAGUUCAGGCAACAUUUUAGGAACAUUUCAAGAAUCAUGGAUUGUGUUGGUUGUUUAAAAUGUCGCCUUUGGGGAAAACUUCAGAUUCAGGGAUUGGGAACAGCUCUGAAGAUUCUGUUUUCUGAAAAUUUGAUAGCAAAUAUACCAGAAAGUGGACCUUCUUAUGGAUUUCACCUAAGAAGACAGGAAAUAGUGGCAUUGUUUAAUGCUUUUGGAAGAUACACAGCAGAUUGCCCUGCCCUGGGGCUCUACCUUGAGUUUUUGGUAAGAAGACUAGGGGGCCAGCUGUGGGUCCACCAACUACCCCAAACUGGGGUUUAUGUCCUGGCCACAAGACCCAGACUGGGACCCAUGGCUUUGCUCACAGCUGCUGCAGCACAGACUGUCCUGGACUGGAAUUCCAGACUUCACUGCAAGUUUGCUUGGAAUUUAAAGGGGUGUGUGUUAGCUUGGACUUCUUUUUGCCCAGGCAGGGUCUACUCAGGCUUUGGAUGUUCAGAACCUGGCACAGCAGAAGUGGAAUGA